AUGUCUAAAGCUAUUGGAAUUGACUUGGGUACCACAUACUCAUGUGUGGCCCACUACACAAACGACAGAGUGGAAAUCAUUGCCAACGACCAAGGUAACAGAACCACGCCUUCGUACGUCGCCUUUACCGACACAGAAAGAUUGAUUGGUGAUGCGGCGAAAAACCAGGCGGCCAUGAACCCAGCCAACACAGUCUUUGACGCCAAGAGACUUAUAGGGCGCAAGUUUGACGACCCUGAAGUCCAGGAGGACAGGAAGCACUUCCCUUUCAAGGUGAUUGACAAGGGCGGCAAGCCCCAGAUCCAGGUGGAGUUCAAAGGCGAGACCAAGGUGUUUUCGCCCGAGGAAAUCUCGUCCAUGGUGUUGACCAAGAUGAAGGAAACCGCCGAGAACUUUUUGGGCGGCACCAUCAAGGACGCUGUCGUCACGGUGCCUGCGUACUUUAACGACUCGCAAAGACAAGCCACGAAGGACGCAGGUUUGAUUGCCGGCUUGAACGUCUUGAGAAUCAUCAAUGAGCCUACUGCCGCAGCCAUUGCCUACGGUUUGGACAAGAAGGACCAGUCCAGAGGCGAAAAGCACGUUUUGAUUUUCGACUUGGGCGGUGGCACGUUCGAUGUGUCGCUUUUGGCCAUUGACGAAGGUGUUUUCGAGGUGAAGGCCACUGCCGGUGACACUCACUUGGGAGGAGAGGAUUUCGACCACCGGUUGGUCAACCACUUUGUCCAGGAGUUCAAGAGGAAAAACAAGAAGGACUUGUCCACCAACCAGAGAGCGUUGAGAAGAUUGAGAACGUCUUGUGAGAGGGCAAAGAGAACCUUGUCGUCGUCUGCCCAGACCUCGAUUGAAAUCGACUCUUUGUUCGAAGGUAUCGACUUCUACACCUCCAUCACCAGAGCCAGAUUCGAAGAGUUGUGCGCUGACUUGUUCAGAUCAACCUUGGACCCUGUGGAGAAGGUGUUGAAGGACGCCAAGUUGGACAAGUCCCAGGUGGACGAGAUUGUGCUUGUUGGUGGUUCCACCAGAAUCCCAAAGGUGCAGAAGUUGGUUUCGGACUUUUUCAACGGAAAGGAGCCCAACAAGUCCAUCAACCCGGACGAGGCUGUGGCUUACGGUGCUGCUGUGCAAGCCGCCAUUUUGACAGGCGACACCUCUUCCAAGACCCAGGACUUGUUGUUGUUGGAUGUGGCUCCAUUGUCGUUGGGUAUUGAAACCGCGGGCGGAGUCAUGACGAAGUUGAUUGAGAGAAACGCCACGAUUCCAACCAAGAAAUCCGAGACCUUCUCCACGUACCAGGACAACCAGCCCGGUGUGUUGAUCCAGGUGUACGAAGGUGAAAGAGCCAGAACAAAGGACAACAACUUGUUGGGUAAGUUCGAGUUGUCUGGCAUUCCUCCAGCGCCUAGAGGCGUUCCUCAGAUUGAGGUCACUUUCGACAUUGAUGCCAACGGUAUCUUGAACGUUUCGGCCUUGGAGAAGGGCACGGGUAAGUCGCAGAAGAUCACCAUCACCAACGACAAGGGCAGAUUGUCCAAGGAAGACAUUGAGAGAAUGGUGUCUGAAGCCGAGAAGUUCAAGGAAGAGGACGAGAAGGAAGCAGCCAGAAUCCUGUCCAAGAACACCUUGGAGUCGUACGCCUACUCGUUGAAGAACAGCAUCAACGACGGCGAAAUGAAGGACAAGAUCGACGCUGCUGACAGAGAAACCUUGACCAAGGCCAUUGACGAAACCAUCCUGUGGUUGGACAGCUCCAACGCUGCGUCCAAGGAGGAGUACGAUGACAAGCACAAGGAGUUGGAGUCGGUGGCCAACCCAAUCAUGUCCAAGGCUUACUCUGGCGGUGCGGCUGGAGCCGGAGCUGGCGCAGGAGGAUUCCCAGGCGGAGCUCCAGGCGGAUUCCCAGGCGGUGCCCCAGGCGGACAAGACGGCGGCGCAGGCGGCCCUACUGUUGAAGAAGUUGACUAA
Messenger RNA from Clavispora lusitaniae ATCC 42720, 1965 nucleotides. RefSeq names its product Hsp70 family chaperone (gene HSP70). Gene Ontology annotation, molecular function: ATP-dependent protein folding chaperone; ATP binding. Lineage: Eukaryota; Fungi; Ascomycota; Pichiomycetes; Serinales; Metschnikowiaceae. The record is from RefSeq and is a predicted model, not a curated record. Gene Ontology annotation, biological process: SRP-dependent cotranslational protein targeting to membrane, translocation. Gene Ontology annotation, cellular component: nucleus; cytoplasm; cytosol.